Molecule: messenger RNA, 462 nt
Organism: Dovyalis caffra
Lineage: Eukaryota; Viridiplantae; Streptophyta; Magnoliopsida; Malpighiales; Salicaceae
Source: the annotation of a GenBank genome assembly
AUGAGAGUGAAAGGUGCUAAGUCCAAAGAUUCACUGAGUGAAAUACUUAAGAAAUAUAAGAAGGUUCCAGGAAUCAAGGGUCAAGAUCAUUUUGAGGGUACUGGUGUAAGUGCUGCUUGCUAUUUGCUACAUAGUCAUAUUUGGUGCAAAAUGAUAUCUUAUCAUAAAGUUGGUGUAGAAGCAGCAAGAGGAAGAAGAUAUGCUGGAGCUAGAGCUGCAAUUAUCUUCUUAUUCUGGGUUCUGUUAAUUCUUGCUCAGUUAGGUUUCCUUUUAUCUGUUCAUGAAGAAACUGGUAAGCUGGUGAAGUCUCUGCCAAGAAAAGUCAGGUUUUCUGAGACACAGUCUUUUCAUGGACCUCCAACUCAUGAUCAGCCUGUGGACAUUGAUGGAAGAGAUCCAGACACAGUAUACGAAGAUGAUAAAAGGAUAAUUCACACAGGUCCUAAUCCUCUUCAUAACUAG